This is a messenger RNA of Malassezia restricta, 1509 nucleotides long. Its product is annotated as cell division control protein. Lineage: Eukaryota; Fungi; Basidiomycota; Malasseziomycetes; Malasseziales; Malasseziaceae. Gene Ontology annotation, molecular function: hydrolase activity. The record is from RefSeq and is a predicted model, not a curated record. Gene Ontology annotation, biological process: GPI anchor biosynthetic process. The transcript has a single exon. The coding region runs from base 1 to 1509 and encodes 502 amino acids. Gene Ontology annotation, cellular component: endoplasmic reticulum.
AUGAGGGGUAGAGCGCCGCUCCCGCUCAUAGCGUGGGGCCUUGUGUGGCCGUCGCAUACCGUCCAGCUUCUUCGAUGUGUCUGGUGCCUACUGGUGUUUUGGGUGGAGCGCGGUGUGUUUUACAGGGCUACGAGUGCGUGCGACGUACCCGAGCACGGCGCGUCGUUCCGGGUCCUGAUCAUUAGUGACCCGCAAGUCGUCAGCUUGCACACCUACAAGUCAUUCUCGCAUGCUAUGACAGCUCUCGUCAGCCAUGUAUCAGACCAAUACAUACGCAAGAGCUGGCUUGCCGUUACGCGACAGGGCCUCGGUGCAUCCUUGUGGCGUGGCCCGCGGCCUGCGGACCUGGUCAUAUUUUUGGGCGACAUGACGGAUCGUGGGCGCUGGUUCCUCAGUUUCGAUCGAUGGCUGGCACUGCAAACUCGCUGGAAGGCCUUGUUCCAAGGCAUGCAGCUGCUGCGGCAUGCCUCCUCUCUCCCGCUACGCCCACGAUUAGCUCAUGACACAUGGCCCGCCCUCGUGAUCCCGGGCAAUCAUGAUACUGGCCUACCGCACUUCCAGACAGGUGAACCUGGGCCAGGCACGGCUCGUGCCAAAUCUUGGUUCGAGCAAGAACACGCUCCCUUCGUCAAUGAGCAGUACGUGUUGAGCGAGAGUGGCCAGACAUCGUGGAAUGCGCGUAUUCCGAUUGCUGUGGCGGGGCAGGCCACGACGCACGAGCUCAUUUUGUUGGAUGCAUUGGAUCUCGUAAGCAUGGAGCCGGUCGGACAUGAUGUGCCGUGGGAGCUGGCCAAGAGCAACGCGGCACGCACGACGCGCCUCGUGGAUAUGCUCCGGCAAAAUCAGACUGUGCCACGCGUUCUCUUUUCACACGUGCCCUUGGAACGCAAGGAAGCAGAGCACGCUUGUGAUAUUCCCUGGCGCUCUGCCAUACACGGUGUGCACCGCGAGUCGUCCCGCGCUUCUGCACGAGGUGGCGACAUCUUGCAGGGCGGUGAUGCGGCUCGGACGUACCAAAAUCUCGUGCGCAAGAAUGUGUCGCACUACGUCUUGGAUUCGAUCCAGCCCGCUCUGAUUUUUUCCGGCGACGACCAUGAUCAUUGCGAGGCUAUUCACAAGGGCAUCCGCACGACGCCUCGUGGCCAUGUAGCUGGCUUUGAUUCGGCGGAUGCACCCGAGCUCACUGUCAAGUCGAUAUCCAUGCUCGAAGGCGUGCGUCAUCCCGGGUAUGCAUGGCUCCAGCUGCAUGCUGAGGCGCCCAUGGAAUACACUCCCUGCCUAUUACCCGACCAGGUGGGACUCUGGCUAUUUGUCUACCUGCCCUGCUUUAUCGCCUCAGUCAUGUAUCUGACAUGGCGGCGUCUCUCUCUUCGCUCGAGCGCCUAUCUCCCCAUCCAUAAUGACACGACCCACGCACCAAGCAAGACGGCGAUGCUCAGGCGCAUUCUUCGUGACAUCGGCCACACGACCCUUAUCCCCCUGCUACUAUGGCUCUGUCUGCAACGCUGA